Gasterosteus aculeatus aculeatus (three-spined stickleback) is the source of this 2344-nucleotide messenger RNA. RefSeq lists its product as uncharacterized. Gene Ontology annotation, cellular component: proton-transporting ATP synthase complex. Gene Ontology annotation, biological process: proton motive force-driven mitochondrial ATP synthesis. Gene Ontology annotation, molecular function: proton-transporting ATP synthase activity, rotational mechanism. Lineage: Eukaryota; Metazoa; Chordata; Actinopteri; Perciformes; Gasterosteidae. The record is from RefSeq and is a predicted model, not a curated record.
GCGAAUCAUCGGGGUCUAGUCGACGCGCACCACACCCGCUGAUCACCAGCUCCCGCUAUUAACAUGAUGGACGUGCGCACGAGUAACUGUCACGCUGUGGCAGCUAAAACCCGUCUCUUAUGAUAGACUUUGUUUUUUAGUAUGUUGCGAAAUUCCGUAGACGUACUUAGCUACAUGUAGCUACAUUUGUUUAGCUAUUUACAUUCAGGCUGCUGACGCGCCACCCAAAGGGUCCUUCCCCGCGCGCAGCAACAAGUUCUUAACGUUAAGUACGUCAACGCGACCACGACUCCGACGCGCGUGAACAUUCAAGUUGAAACCGCUCUGUAUUAAUGCGACACGUGAGGUCGCUUUAGGUUAUUAGUUGACGCUGUUACAACUUUUAGGAGAAUGAUUCCACCUGUUUGACGGGUUUUGACAGCACGUGCAGAAAUGAGCUCCGAGGUGUGUCCCUUCUGCGGCAAAAUUUACAAAAGGUUGAAGAGUCACCUGCCGCACUGCAAGGCGGCAGCGAGCCCCAACACACCUCCGACCAAACAUGUCGCGGCGAGCGAGACGGCGUCGUCGUCUUCACAGCUGGUCGCACCCUUCAGCGGACCAACGGCAGAGUCCACUAAGACCUUGUCGGUAACGUUAAUUCCACAAUCAAAGAAGGGUAAGAAGAUGUCUACGGCGUCGUUGUCCCCGGAUUCUUCGUCACUUCCGCCUCCGACUAAGAAGACGAAACAAAAGCCGUCCCAACAAAUCAAGAGAGCCGUCGCUCCUUCCUCGAUCACCGAUUCCCUCGUCUCCAUUGCGUCGCCGCCUCCCCCCGUCCCCAAAAAGCAGAGCCUCCGUGCUUUGAUAGAAGCUGCAAAGGCCAAACAUGCAACUGAGGGAACCGGAUCGGCCUCAGAAGACCGGCCUCCAGGUUCGGGUCCAUCGGUGGCGGAUCCUCUAAGCUCCGGGGCCACAAAAGAAGCUGACGCCCCUCCUGCCGUUCUGUCCGCGGCCGACGAACCCACGGCUGCCUCUGAAAAGAAGGUGGCAAAGACGAAGAAGGCCGCGGAAUACCUUUCCGCAACAAGAGGUGCCUCCAACCCGCCGGACUCUAGAGUCCAUGAAAGAGACGACUUUUGGGUGGAGGACGAGAACGGAGAAGUUGAGGAAUUAUCUGUGAAUAAGAGGUUCUUGAAAUCAGGAAGCGGCCACAAGGCCAGGAUUACCCUGCAGGAUGUUAAAGCCACGCUAGGCCGAGCCAACGGUCCCCGUCAGCCCGGCCGGCCGAGCAUCUUGAGCCAGGUUGAAACCACCGACAAUGCAAAUGCAAAAUGCAAAAUAGCUCCGGUUCCACUCCCCCCCCCUGCGGCGCCGCUCCUUACUGGCCAGCUGUCCUCUCUGCCGCGCACCGUCAGCGUGAACGGGGUGCCGAAGGUGACGGGAGUCCUCGCGCUAUCGCCGACACACACAGAGUUCACCAACCCUCUGCUGGCAGCGCGGGGGGGGACGUUGAGGGCGGGGACAUCAAGAGGCGGCGAUGGGUUGAAGUUGCGGCCCGGUGUCAGGGAACAAAACGCAGCUGACAGGGGGACUAAAGGUGGUCUCGCACAGCGGAGUCUUGCACAGGUGAAACUGAGGGAGUUGCCCGAGUGGCUUACAUGCAGGACCCCCAGCCACCCGAGAGAGGUGGUGGAAAUGGUGCAAGGAGGCUGGCAGUGGUAUUACAAGAAGUACAUUGACGUGAAGAAAGGUGGUGCAGGUGGACUGGGCAUGUUGUUGGCGGGAUACUGUGCACUGAGCUACAUCUGGAGUUACCCUCAUAUGAAGCGUGAUCGCUGGAGGAAGUACCACUAAUGUCAAGGCGGGGGGGGUGCCUGUGUGUGAGGAAAGGCUAAAUCUAUAUCCCAACAUUUCCACAGACUUCAUGCUUGAUGAGGUUGCUACUUCUCCAACAGGGAACCACAUCAGCCCACAUUUCUUUUGACUUUUGUGAGCAACAGGUUGGCUUAGCUUAGCACAAAGGCCGGACACAGCUAGCCUUGCUCUGUUAAAUGGCAACACCUGUUAUUUGUGUAUUACUUACAAAAACUAGCCUUUCCGACCAGCUGUUUCCAUCUAUAUGCUAAGCUAACGGUAACUUUAUAUUAUAGAAAGUAUGGUAUGAUUGUUAUUUAACUCUUCACCGGAAAGUGAACAAGCAGUAUUUAAAGAAACGUUGAACUGUUCCUUUAACGAGUGGAAGCGUUGUGAUUCUCUGACAUUAGCAGUUUCCCUCUCAACUGAUUUGCACUCGCAUGGCACAUCGGAGAUGAAAGCCAACCGCUGCGUCAAUACUUAAAAAAAUGUAUUCACUUGUCAUAUGUUA